Alternaria conjuncta is the source of this 726-nucleotide messenger RNA. RefSeq lists its product as uncharacterized. The transcript is spliced from 2 exons. NCBI's taxonomy places the organism in Eukaryota, Fungi, Ascomycota, Dothideomycetes, Pleosporales, Pleosporaceae. The record is from RefSeq and is a predicted model, not a curated record. Bases 1 to 726 code for a protein of 241 amino acids. Gene Ontology annotation, molecular function: protein binding.
AUGUCGGCCAGUAACCAGCAACAGCAGUCACAGACACAGCCCCGAAUAUCAGCACCUAACACCGCCAUGGCUGAGAUCGUUAUUGGGCCCAAGGCAAAACGCUUCACUGUGCACCUCAACCUUAUUGUCUACUACUCGCCCUUCUUUCUCGCUGCCCUGAAAGGUCCCUUCAAAGAAGCCAAAGACAAAGUCGUCGCCCUGCCUGACACUGAUGCGAACAUCUUCGAGCUGUUCGCCAACUGGUUGUAUCGUCAACGUUUCCCCACAGAGGCCGACUCUCCGCAGCUACUCGCGCUCUACCACCGCGACGAAGACGCCAACUUUCGAUUUGACCGGCUUGUUAGGCUCUACGUCUUCUCCGACAAAUACGACGUUCCUAAGCUCAAGCGGCAGUGUCUGGAUAUGAUCUUUGAGUAUCUUGUCGAUGAGGAUCUACUACCAGAUCUCUCCCACGUUGUCUACGCAGUCAAGAACUUAGAUGAUGAGGAUCCACUUCUACGCAUGAUCAUCGAUUGCUUCUGCUACUGGAGCGGGAGUGACUGCUGGGUGGCUAGCCGGAUCGAACUGUUGCCGGCUCCGUUUCUAGCGAGGAUCAUGGCCCAAUUUGUCGACUUUCGACACGGUGGUCUUGUAGGAGUUGAUGAACCUGACUUAUGCGACUAUCAUGGUCAUGCAACGAGUGAAGAGAGGCAGACAUGUGAGAAUAGGCGAGAGACGGAAGAGUAG